AUGGCACACCAGAUCUUCCAGAUUUACAAGGAGAAGGGAGAAAAGGUCGACUUCGGAUGGGCCGAUGUCCAGCAGGAGUCUUUCGGGGCUCUCUUUGCCGGCAGCGACACAACUGCCAUCUCCUUCCGCUCACUCCCGCUCAUCGUCCGCAGCUUCGGGCUCGAGUUCUGGGACGCCGGCAGGACGCGGUGGCACACCAGGAACACCUUCUUUGCGCGCCAGGAGGGGAUCAUUACUCGGCUUACGCGGAGGAAUUAA
Molecule: messenger RNA, 258 nt
Organism: Diaporthe citri
Lineage: Eukaryota; Fungi; Ascomycota; Sordariomycetes; Diaporthales; Diaporthaceae
Exons: 2
Coding region: 1-258 (85 amino acids)
Source: RefSeq, a predicted model, not a curated record